AUAUAUACAGUAUAUAUAUAUAAUAUACACACACACACACUAGGGGGUCUGUGUAUAUAUAAACAGUCUGUGUUUGCAUACCUGCUAGAGAGUUACUAGGGAAAGAAUGUCAAACUUGUUGAUCAGUUGACUAAUGUCUUUAAGGAAAACUAAUCCAACCAGCUUUGUGUAAUGAAUUCUUCUGCAUAUUUGCUCACAGCUAUGUAGACCCUUGUUUUUCUUUUUGCUUUUAUUUAUUAUUGUAUCUUUGACAAAACUAUAAUUAUGUGUUUUCACUCAAGGCAUAAACGUGUAGUCUUGUUUAUCAAUAAAUACAACAGUGAUGCCAUAUUUGUAUAUAUAAUAGGGGUUCUAUGUAGGAUUGCCCAGUAUUGGCACUUGUGGAAUGUUUUGGGUUGCACUGCUUUCUGCGAUCUUACACCGCCAUUUUAGAUUAUCGUUAAAUCCCCUCUCCCCCAUAAUUCAAUGUCAAGUUUAUACGGCUUUGUCAGAGGUCACUUUAAGCUUACAUUGUAUUGAUUUGCUGACAAAAUGAAAGUGAUUGUUUUUUGUUAUGUCAAUGUCUAUAAAUUUGGAUCUUGGAGAGCUUCUUUGCUGUUGAUCCUGUCCUUGUUUUGCUGAAAAUCCUUGUAUAAUUAAACCUGGUGAUUUUCUGUUGUGAAUAAAUUGAGUAUUCAGUGGUAAUGGAAAAGAGUCCAAACAUUUUUCCAGUAAACUAAAGAAAAUCAGCUUUUCUUGAACUGCACCUAAUUGGCAAUAUAGAAAAAGUGAUACUUUGCUGCAGGGGUCAAAAAUGGCCAUGAAGAAUUGGCUAUAUUGUCACAUUCCAAAACUGACUUAAAUAGUCAGUGGUUGACCCUCAGGAGCAGUCAUGGCAUUGGGCGGUGUGGGUUGGCUGUAUGCUACCAGGUUCUUCUGGAGCCUGUCAAAUCCACCACCGUCAAUAACAUAACCAACAGAUGAGCCAGAUAAAAGAGAAUACACACACAUAGCAAGGUGUAGGUACCAAAGUGUAACAGUGCUUUUACUAAUACCCAACAAUCAAAAUCACGGGUCCAAAUGAUUCAGAGUUUAGAUAUUCCAUAAAUAAAUAGUCCAUAAAACAAAGUGCUGUGGAGGUUAAAAAAAAAAAAAUAAAUGAUCCCUUAAAACUAGGUUAAAAUCCUAGGUAAAAGUCUACUCUUUAAAAUUCAGUCCCCCGUUAACAUGACCUUCUCCCUGGCUUACCCAGCUCAGGUUUUGAGGCACUGAGAGACAUCAAACCAACAGGUGUAGCCAACCUCCUUCCACAGGUCUGGGUCCCUGCUGUUCCAUGGCUUCCAGCAUGGCUGCCAUCUGAACCCUGGUUUGGGUCCCUACUAUCCAUGGCUCCAAUAGGGCUCCUCAUCUGAGCCUCGCCACCUCCUUCCCAGACUUGGACGGCGAUUUGCACCAUCCAGCACUGUAUCACUCCAUUACCCUCAACUGCCCAGCCAGAGUGAUCCACUUCAGCAGCCUUGAGGCUACUUAUAGCUUCCUGCUUCAUCUUUCUCACUCACUCAUUCACUCUUGCACUGUCACUCUCCUGUCUUCCUGCCUGCUUCUCUCUCCCAUCUUUUUAAUCUCCCAUUCUCUUUUCUUUUUCCUUUUGUUUCUCCCUUUUUAUCUUCCACUGCAGGCACAGUGCCUCGAUCGUGAACUGCGGAAAGCCAAUGAAGCAAUUAAGACAGAACACAACAUCACAUGCAGGUGUGCUCUUUCUCAAUCACCCCAACAAUCUCUUGGAGCCAUGCAAGCAUGCACAACCACUGAGAUCAAGCUGGCUGUUUUAAAUAUUUAUUUAAAAACGGACUUUUGCCACUUAGUCAUGGACCCACUAUUCCACAUGGCAACUCAUGUAAUUAUUUUACUUGAAGUAAUAGCAGUAGAAUUUCAGUGAGUUGUUCUUUUUGCUGUCAGGAUCUUCAGGCAUCUCCUUAAUCUAUGCUCAGAAAGUGAGUAUUUAUAUUGCUGAAUUCUGUGUAAGAUUGUGUUGUGUCGUUAUUUAUUCACAGGAAGCAGGUCUCUUCUUGCAAGUUUGCUAGCAAUUCCAGGUCAACCUUUGUGUGCCCCAGGAAGUGAAGACAAAUUGCACAAUAUUUCAGUAGUAGCCUGGAGAACAGCGAAUGGAUAAAUCUACCUGUGAGGCUAUUUCCAGGUGGCUUUUAUAUGUGGCCUCCAGAUGACUUGUGCUGGAAUGGAUCAGAACACACAAUUGAAUUACCAUGGUAAUUUUUUUACCCGCGCAGUUGGAAAAGACGAUGAGAGUUAAUCAUGUAGCUCAGAGGGUUCCAGACUCAGAACUGCUUAUCCCAAAGAAGAUGAGUAAAGGGACUACUCUUUUCUCCUGUGGCCUUAUGGAAAGUGAGGCAUGGGGAGAGCUGAGUCGAAGGUGUCCCUUCCAGUCAGAGCCACCAGGGGCCAGCCUGGAUUCUUUGUGGGAUGCCAUGCCAGUCACCUGUCAGGAGGGUUCAGCAUGGUCACGGGAGACUGGUCCAUGCUCAUUAUCCAGCUUAAUCCAGGACCUGAGCUUGAGUGAUGCUAAGGGGAGCCAGACAACUGCACCGCCUAGUAAGCGGCAGUGCCGUUCACUUUCCCUCUCUGAAGAACUGAAUUCCUGUCGCACAAUAUGGCGGCCAAUAGGCUCACGCAUCUGGACUCCUGUGGAGAAGCGCCGUUGCCAUAGUGGUGGUAGUGUACAACGCUGCUCUAAUGGCUUCUCAGGCAUCACUAUGCAGCGAAGUUCCAGCUUUAGCCUACCUGCACGCUCCAACACUUUCCCUGGCACUUUUCCUCGUGUGUGUGACCAGGUCUGCAUCCCACAAGACUUUGGGAGCCAGACUUUUCAUGGUUUUCAGGAGUCAUCAACCAUCACUGGCUCUGGAGCAGAAAGAGAAGAGGUAGAGCCUCUGAGAUCCCUGUCUUUGUCUCAUGAGCAGAUCUCCACCUCAGAUUAUCAGAGUCCUUCUGCUAGGAGUACUCCAGACUCCACUCCAGAACUGGAGCGCCGUGUGAGAUCGGGAGGGCUCUCUAGGAGUCGCUCUCAGCCUUGUGUACUCAAUGAUAAAAAGAUUGGAAUGAAACGCCGUAGGCCAGAAGAAGUCUUGGAGCAGAGACCAUCCCUUGACCUUGCUAAGAUGACACAAAAUCUCGGAUCAUUUCCAAACAUUACUGGCCAUAACUGCAGCCAGUUGCUUGCCACUAAUGGCACAACAAGACAAAGUGACCUUGACACUGCCUUUUCCUCUGACACUGGACAUAAGGUUGCGCUUCCACAGAGCUGUGAAAAUGGCAAAGAGGAGGACUCUAAACAGGAGCUACAAUAUAGUCCAGCAGAUGGUGGUACCUACGAACAGGCGAUCAGCCAUAUGGAUGAAGUUGAAAGCUGGGACUCACAGAAGAAUGUGUUUCAGUUAGGGGGAGAACUGGACAUUGAACAGAUUGAAAGAAAUUGACUGCCUUACCUUUGGAAAUUUGUCUUUGAAUAUUGGAAGUUGCACAACAUCCUGUAAUGUAGAUGGAAGGGAAAAGUGUUUGGAUACAGAAACUGUCAGCUAAACAAAGAGCUAAUUUUUAUUCCUUGUGAGUGUACCCAUUUUGCAUCAACGUGGAUUUUGCAUCAAGAUCUGCAGAAUGUAAUCUGAAAUUAAGUGCACCACUCUGGAUUGUGAAUACACCAAAGGACUCAAGGUGCUGGACUGUGUAGAAGGUGAAAUUCAGUUGAGUGUUAGAUCACUGAUCAGGAAUAUUGGAAAUAAGGCUGACGGGUAUGCUGAGUGUCAUGUUUGUUAAUGGGCGAGCAGCAGGAUAUGGCUGAAGGAUUUUCAGGAUAACGAAAUUGACUGAACACAGAACUGUAACAGAAAUCAAUAUUAAUUAACUGAGCGGAAGGUUUCAUGUGAAUUGUUGAAUGCUGUGCAUUAACUUUAAACAUGGUACCGCUGAGGGAGAAAGGGUUUAUGAAGAGUAGAGGCAGAAAUACAAAAUAAAAGCUAGAUUUACAAAGCUUACAGAUAAAAGCAAGUUAAGGUGGGGUUUUCGAUUCAUUAUCUCGGGCAUGAAUUAUCCAUGUGAUUGAUGAGUUCAGGCCAUGUCUUCUGGUACAGUUUUGGAAUUUGAGCCCUUUAGAGGUGUAAGAGGCAUUAGAAAACUAGUCAGUGUUUCUUUUUUUAAAUGUCUCUUAUUCACCAAAGGCACAAAAAGUUAAGUUUAAAGAAGUGGGUAAACUGAAUUUUGCAAGAAUCUAAGAUAAUCCAGUGCCUCCACUUGUUUAUAUUAUCCUUAGUAGUGUGCAAAACAUGUAUGGAGUGACCUUUCCAAAAUGAAACUGCAUAGCCACCUGUUGAACCUUCUUUUGCUUAAAGCAAUAUUUCUAUUUUUUUGCUUUUGUUCUUUUCCUACCUCAAGUUCACAACACUGAAGCUUUCGAAGAUAUCAUUUAGGUGUAAAUGUAAGCAGCACAGAAUAGACCGCUAAAGAGUAUAUUGAGUAACAUAGAACAGCAAUAAAACCAGAAUCAGGCUUUUUUUACUGUUGUUUUUUUUUUUUUACUUUUGAAAGCAACAACAAAGAAGUGACUCUUAUAUUUGGAUUUGAUGUUUGACACAGAAAAAGCAUCACAGAAAGAGCUGAAAUGUGGUGCAUUUGUCUAAAUUGCUGUGGACAGGCACUUUAUAAUAAUAAUGGAUACCAUUCAAUUCAGUGUAUUUAUAUAACCUCCUUUUACACUAGUGAGGGAAGCCCAGAUCUUGUUUCCAGUGAAAGGCAUUGGACUAACAGCCUCAUUGCCUUUUAUCUGUAAAUGUAUUACUUGUAAUGUCUUUCACAUACAUAAUGCCCCGACCACUAUUAAUACUCUGUACUGCUUAUUUGAAUUCUUCUUUUCCCCUUUAGUGUUCAUAUUUUGGGUGCAUUUCAAAUGGUUUAGAGUAUUUUUUGCUUGCACCUGCUGUGGAUUUAGGUGCCUGAAGCUACUGCAGAAAGUGGGGUAAUAGAAAAAAAAACAUCUACCAAGUAGGCACAGUAAGGUCUUGGGGCUUGAUGAUAAACUCUCCAUAAAGAUAGUUUGUGGCUCUGUUUGUCGCUCGAGUAAAGGUGUAAUGUCUUUACUAGAACUGCUAAGCGGCCUUAGUUGAUUUGAAAUGUUCAGGUUUCUGUUGCCCUGGAGCAGCAUUGAAGUUGUUGUUCCAGCACUGUUAUUCACCUUUAACUGAUCAGUUUUAGAUACAAUAAAAGAAGGGACUUAAUACCUGGAGACAAACAAUUUGAAACUUUUAAUAAUAGAUUCAAAAAAAUGGUUUCUGUAGGAAUUUUAACUUACUUUGCUCAACCUCUAAGAAAGUUGUAUGGUUUUGCAAAGGAGAGGGAAAAGGGUCUGUUUCUCCUGCAAAUGGGGGAUUUUGAGUUCUUUUUCUUGUACUUCCUGGUUUAUGAUGUCAGACUCCCAACUUUAAUGCUGAUUGAUUGAAGGUGAAUGAUUUUCUUGGAACAACAGUUUUGAUGUUGCUUUAUAAUGAGCCCAGCCUGAUAAUAUCUGGUUCACUCUGUGGCUUUGGCUAUGCCUGGGGUGCAACACCAGCACCUCAGAUUCUAAAUUCUAGCAAUAGGGUAUAACUUAAGUGCAAAACAGGUUAUCCUCUAUGACCACUGUCCAUCUUGUAGAACAAAGCAACCGAUACUUUGUAUUAGCACCCAAAACUGAAGUGGAAAAGAAGCUAUAAAACAACGGAAUGCUAUUUUUAUACAAAACAUGUGAAAGACAUUAUUUUUACUGAAAUUAAUUUUUUAAAAGUAAUGCAGUUGUCCAUGUCACUCUGUGGAGGAUUUAAAGUACUACUUGUUUCUCUCUUUUUUCAAAUUUAGGCAUAUCAAAUCAAAGAUGGAAAGUAAUGAGAUGUUAACUUCAUGAUGUAAGAUGAAGUUAAAAAUGCAGAUUGGAAAGCUUCAAAAACAUUGCUUUGCUAAACUUAAUAAGAUGGUUUAUACAUUUACACUGUAAUCUUAGAGUGGACUGCUCUGCACCUAUGCAAUAGAAGUAAUUUGUAAUUCAGGGACUUUGGGAGUUUUAUUUUUUUACAGUAUGUGCAACUGAACAUAUUAAAACGGCUUUAGGGAACAAAAAGAAAUGCGACUUGACAGCUUAAAAAAGAUUUUAAACUCAACAUGUUAAACAUUUAUCAGAAUUGGGUUUAAUAUGGAAAUAUUUUUCAUAUUCAAUCAAAUCUAUUAGUCAUUCAUUUACAAAAAUGUACUUUCUAUUAAAAGUGAACCGUGUUUUGAAUGCCAGUUUAAAUUGAGGCCACUUUGGUAGAACCAUUGUAGCUAAUUGGGUUAACUGGCUGUUGUCUUCAGACUGGAAAGUUUCCAUUUUCCAGAUGCCUCUAUGCUAUAUCCUUGCAUGAAGGCAUGGCAACAGUGCAUCUAUAUUAGGUUGGGAUGGAAAAUGAAUUUGGGUACUCGCAUACUGUACUUGAACAUUUCUGUUGCCCUUUUACUUAGUAGUUGGCCACAUUUAAAUUUUAUUGUUGAGAAGUUUAAAAACCAUCAAUAAAGUUAAGGCACUAAGUCACUGUUUGAAUGAAUAAACAUAAACAUUCUAUCAGACUAAACAUGUAUCAGAGAUUAGAGUAGUCCUGAGAUAUAGUUUUGCAUAUCAAGAUGUCUGUGAUGGGAUGUUGUGCUGAUUGUUGGUUGCUAUGUCAUAAAUUAUGCAAGUACUCAGCAAGGCAAAAAACUUGGACAUACAUUCAUUGAUUCUGAUUUGAGCAAAAUAAAACAAUUUGACUUUACAUUUUCCAAUUAAUUUUUAAAACAAAAGGUCAACAUUAUUUUAUUAAAAAAAACAAAAACAAAACUUGUUUGUAAACUGCAUAAGUUGAAGUUUCAGAGUGACUCUUCUAGAUCCAUGGAGGGCCAAAGAGGCUGAAUGUGUUUGUUUUUAACUAGUCUCUUAGUCUCUAGUCACUGAUCAGUUCUUGAUUGUAACUUUAGUCUGACUGCUUCUGUGCCUAAUGUUAUGCUUAAUCGAUGAAAUUAGCAUUAACCAAUGGCUUUAUACAUGACAGAAUUGUAUGUUAAUGUUGCAGCAGGUUGGCCCACAUUGCUUUACUUAUUUCUCUGUUCCUUUCUUAACCUUCAGAUAUUUGUUAUUGAACAGACUCAGGUGUGAAUGACAAUGAAUACUAUGUGGCUCCCCAGCAGGGAUCAUACAGAGGGCACAAGAAGCUUUAUGUGUUUGUUGUAACCUGUCUCUUACAGCUCAGAAUUGUUGAUUGUACUUGAACUCUGUUCGUAGUCUGAUUUGUGCUUUUCCUAUUUUUGUGCUUGAUAUAUGAAUUUAGAAUUAACUGGUGGUUUGAAAUUUUACAAUACUGUUUAUUAAUUUUGAAAUAACGUCAAGCGGGUGUAUUUCCCCUGUAGAGUUUACUUAUAUUUUUAAAUAUUCAGGUAAAUAUUCCACUGAAUAUGCUCAGGUGUGAGUGUGUGUGAAUGUAUGGGUUGCUCUGCAGGAAUCAUUGCAAAGUGUUAUUCUGUGUUUAAAAAUUCAUAGGCAAAGAUUGUGCAUGAUGAGCACAUGAAACAGACAGAAUACACCUCUAUGAACUAAAAUUCUUGGAAACAAACUCAGGUAAAUUAAAUGUCAUAGAAAAACAGAGCCUGAACUGUGAACCCAUUCAGAGUCCUCAGUCUGACUUUAGAAAAUGACAAAGUGAAAGUCUAAAGACCCACAGUUUAGUGUCGUAAGAUGAAAACUUGCAUCUUUAGAGGCCCUCCAUGAGUUGAGUAGUUGCUCGCUAAAAGUUUUAGAUUUUUUAGGAAGAAGCCACUAAUUUUUUUUUUAAUUUAGAGCAAGCUAUGAGCUAGCACAUGGUGAAAACUACUGUGCAUACGCAUCACCCCACCACCACCGCCAGGGACACAUCAUCCUUAAUAGUCCUACAGAAAUUUAGUUAGAUUUCUUUGAUUUAUUUCUCAGUGAUGGUAAGCUAAAUUUUGUGGACUAAGAUUCAACAGAAUAUAGCAUAUGGGCAUAAACUACCUUUGUGUCUGCAUAAUAGGAAUUGAUAUGAAGUUCAUUUUAAACAAGUUUAUUAAGAAUGAAUAAAAGUUCAUGAAAUUGUUUAUUUAAAAAAGAGUGUUUCAUUUACAUUGGUACAGACUUUAACCUGGGCUGCUGUCAAUGGCCUGUUUAGAUAAUAAUACCUCUUCUUUUUAUCAUUACUUUUUUUUCCCCAAACCAUUUUUACUUUAUUACUGUUCACCUCUAGGAUCUGUUUGCCUGACUGUAUAGACUUGUUGUAAUUCUAAUCAUUCUUGAGAUUCAUAACUUAGGAUUGGCCUCAAACUUGAGUUCAGCUGAAUUAGCAAGUUAGUGGCCAGCUGGUGAACUAAAUUUCAAGUUAAAAAACGUACAGAAAACAAAAGAGGACAGGUGAUUUUUAUGAUAUCUUUUAAUGUCUUGAAUGCACAAAGACUCCCAAGUGCCCUUUGAAGACGCUGCUGCUGAUGCUGACAGUAUAUUUCAGAAGUGAAAAGCUAAAAAUGAAAGCAGCCCACUAAAGCAGCCUUGAGAACCCCACCUAUGUAUGUUUUCUCUCAGCCUAAAAAUAAAAUGUUUUGAAAUACAUGAA
Molecule: messenger RNA, 8648 nt
Organism: Polypterus senegalus (gray bichir)
Lineage: Eukaryota; Metazoa; Chordata; Cladistia; Polypteriformes; Polypteridae
Gene: fam53b
Product: family with sequence similarity 53 member B
Exons: 5
Coding region: 2244-3473 (409 amino acids)
Biological process (GO): positive regulation of canonical Wnt signaling pathway; protein import into nucleus
Cellular component (GO): nucleus
Source: RefSeq, a predicted model, not a curated record